Messenger RNA from Sycon ciliatum, 1945 nucleotides. RefSeq names its product rab9 effector protein with kelch motifs-like. The transcript is spliced from 17 exons. Bases 89 to 1576 code for a protein of 495 amino acids. Gene Ontology annotation, molecular function: protein binding. NCBI's taxonomy places the organism in Eukaryota, Metazoa, Porifera, Calcarea, Leucosolenida, Sycettidae. The record is from RefSeq and is a predicted model, not a curated record.
UACAGUCAUGGCCUUUUCAUGACUAUUCCUCGCAUGAGUGCGAGCUUGAGCUGAGGUGUGAUAGGAGGGGUGACCGGUGAUUGUGAGAAUGGCGGGUCGCUCUCCGAACAGCAAGUGGCUGGCAGCGGCAGUGGAUGGUGAUGGAGUUUCUCCUAGCUUCGGUCUAGCUGCUUGCUUGGCCAGUGAUGGAUUCGUUUACUGCUUUGGAGGAACGUCCAAUGAAGAUGAAGCCCCUUAUUUUGAAGGCUUGUUCCGAUUUCAGGCCACGGCUGGUGAUAAUACUAUUCACUGGGAAUCAGUGAAGACCACUGGCUACACUGCUCCACAAGGCAGGGAAGGGCAUGGGCUCAUGUCAGUUGGCCGGAGGCUGUAUUUGCUGGGAGGUACCACAGCUGAUGAGGAUGGAAAGUUUUGUGACAAAGUCUUUGCCUUCAACAUUGAUGACCUAUCAUGGGAUGAAGUCAGUGUAUCCGGUACAUCUCCUACCUGCACCAGUCCAUCUUAUUGCAACAUCGGGGAGAAGGUAUUUGUGUUUGGCGGCGUCUUCGACGGAACGGCAACCAACAGUGUGUACAUGCUCGACACAGUUGGAUUAAAAUGGACUCUACUGGAAUGUGCAGGAACUUCUCCAGCGCCGCGAUGUGAUCAUGCAGCAUGUGCUGCAGGUGAUGGCGUCAGCCUGUAUGUCUACGGUGGCUGUGGUGGAGAGGAUCUCAUCUUCAGUGAUGUACACCAGCUGGACACGUCUACCCUUACAUGGUCCCAAGUGGACGCAAGUGGCAGUACAGCCAGUCCUGGCGCUAGGGACUACUGCACCAUGGUACCAUGUGGGAAAGAGGGACUUGUUGUGUUUGGUGGGUCGAGAGAUGAGAAAGCCGUCGCUGAGACUUACUAUCUGGAUCUAACCAAGAAGCCUCGAGAAUGGAAGAUGGUGGAGGCAGAAGGUGAUAGCCCUGUUGCUCGCUUCAGCCAUGCCACUGUUAUGUGUGGCAAUAUGAUGGUGGUCAUUGGUGGUACGUGUUCCACUGAUGAUGGUGAAACAGACAAGGAUGUCAACGAUGUCUGUUUGCUGCAUUUCCCUGAUUUGAAGAUAGAUCAGAAUGCCAGUUUUGAGCCGACAACACUGCCAGUCAAUCACUAUACAAAUCCACCUCAGCCAGCAAGACGCCGUGCCAUCCCAGCUCCAAAGCUGGUCACAGCCCGUGAUUUUGAGGAAACGAAGCAAAACAUUGUGAAAAGCAUCGCGGAAAGCUUUGAUCAAAUGGUGGACAGCUAUUUGAAACUGGACCAGGAAAAGGAAACGCUGCGACUAGAGAGGGCUGGAUUGGAAGAGGAUCGUCGCCAACUUGAAAAGAUGCAAAAGGAACAUGAAGAGCUGUUUGAGAAGCAGCGCACAAGUAAUGAGGAAUGGCUAGAAGAUCGUCGAGCUGAGAAUGACAAGGAAAGGCAGGCCAUUGCAAAUGAGAAGGCGACACUAGCAAAGGAGAAACAGCAUUUGGAGCAGGAGCGUGAGACCUUUGAUCAGAAGAACAAAAAGCUUGAGGGCAUUAUGAACCAGUUCAAAGGAAUUGGGUAAUGGCUUCCUUCUCAGUCCUUACUGAUCUGAUAUGUUCUAUCUUCUAUUAAAAUUUUAUUUAGGUUUUCAAUUUAUCCUUGUCGAAUCCUUCGAGUCAUUUUGUCCAGCAUGCAGGUGCUGGCACUCAGCUCGGGGAGUGUGUCUGUACACGUCGGAGCAAUCACAAUGCUCACAGCAAAGAUUUUUUAGGAGUUCUACAUGCGGCUGUUGCCUUUUCUGGGUUUUCUUUCAUCGCCGUCAGUGUCCGCAUUGUCUCACUUGGUUUGAUUGUGUGCUUAGAAUGUCUCAGUCUAGAGCCUAUUGUUUCUUUUCGUUUUUGUUCUUCGGUGUACGAUUUGUUGAGCAAUCAAAGUAUGACUGGUGACGUGA